Oldenlandia corymbosa var. corymbosa is the source of this 2068-nucleotide messenger RNA. NCBI's taxonomy places the organism in Eukaryota, Viridiplantae, Streptophyta, Magnoliopsida, Gentianales, Rubiaceae. The record is from the annotation of a GenBank genome assembly.
AUGUCUUUCCAUAACAAAAACUUCUGGUUAAAUGGAGAGUCCGUUUCCCUUAAUGACGGGAUGAUGAAUGUUCAAACUUCCUCCAAAUUUGAGCAGAAACGUACUCAUCAAUGGGAUAUACCAGUACAUGAAUUCUUCAGUAACAAAAAGCAAGCAGUAGAAUCAAUAAUCAGACCAGUGCAAGCAGAAAAUGUGGACAUUUCCUUGUGGAAUAAUCCUUCCAGUUGCCAAUCUGUUUCUGCUUUUACUGACCAACUAUUUGACCCCGAGUCUGUGGGGACUUGUGAUCUUUCUGAUAAGACUACCUCAUGCUCUGAUUCUAACAAUAUGAAUGUGGGCAGAGCAGGUGGCAGUGAUCAGUUCGGGAAUAAUUCAUCGGUUAAUUUAGCUAUGAGUCGUGACAUUGAACACUCCAUUUGUGGCAUGGGAAAAGUUAAUGGCAACCUGGUUAGGGAUUCUGGAGGUGGCUUCUCAGAAUCAGUUGUCCACAUGGCAGGAAGACCAAUUGAUCAACAAUAUAGAAAGGAAGCUGGCAGGUUUUCCUCAACUGUUCCUGGAUAUGGUCGGGAGCAUGAAAGUAUUUUCUUGAUCAACCACAGUUACCAUAAACCUGCUGAAAUGGCAAUAGGUACUUCUUUUGACAAGAGGGAUGAUAAUUCAAACUUUAUGGCAAUGGUUCCAAACUAUGUUGAAGGUCAGGCCACCACCAUCUCUUUUGAAGCAGAAACCAGUGAUGCCUCUGUCAGGCUGCUCAGCAGUUCUGAUUUGUUAAUCAGACAAUCAUUGGAGAAACCUGCUGAAACUCAUACCCAAGAUAACUUGAUGGAGCCAAAUGAAAAUCAGGGUGCAAGUGUUGCUUCGUUGAGCAACAUAGCAGACGGUGCACUCAUUAAUAAGGAGCAGAAGAAGAAGAUACCUACAAAUAACUUUCCUGCAAAUGUUAAGAGUAUGUUAUCAACAGGUAUCUUUGAUGGAGUUCCUGUGAAAUAUGUUUCUUGGUCAAGAGAGAAAAAUCUUCAUGGAGUGAUAAAAGGGACUGGUUACUUGUGUGGUUGCAAGGACUGUAAUCAAACCAAGGCUCUCAAUGCUUAUGAGUUUGAGCGUCAUGCUGGUGGCAAGACAAAACAUCCAAACAAUCACAUUUUCUUUGAGAACGGGAAAUCUGUUUAUGCAGCGGUACAAGAACUAAAAAGCACUCCUCAGGAAAUGCUAUUUGAAGCCAUUGAAAAGUUGACAGGGUCUUCAAUCAAUCAGAAGAACUUUCGUAUUUGGAAAGCAUCUUAUCAAGCAGCAACUCGUGAACUUGAACGUAUAUAUGGCAAGGAGGAAGCAGCCAAGUUAUUAUGAGUACCAGACAUCUCCUUCUGGUUCUGAUGCUUGUACAUUAUAUAUAAUGGAAUUUAAUAGGUAAUUCACUUCAGAUGCUAAUGCUUGUGUGUGGCCUGUAAAGUAGCAUUAUUUACAAGUUUUUAAUAGUUUGCUAUCAAAACAGAAUCCUGAAUCUUUGGCCUAAGUCAACACUUUUCAGGUUUUCAUAUUUGCUAAUAUUAUCUCAUGAAACCUGUCUGAAAACAUGUGAGGAAAGGUUGCUAACUUCAUAAUAUAACAAAACCCUGAGUUUAGCCCCUGAAUAAAAAUGCUUUUAUCUGUUACGAAAAGUUGAUGUUCCUAACACUAGGAUGAGCAACUGUUAUAGUAUUUGGAGUAGACAGUUGUCGGUGUUUUGGCGAUAUUAUUGUUUUGUUGGUUAUUCGUUGACCAUUCUUAAAUGAUAUAGCUUGUCUAUUUUUUGGCUUUACCUAAAAUGAUAUUGUUUCGCUUAUAAUAGUUUGUUGUUAUCAUUGAGAUUAGAAUAGAGACAUAAUCCCCUCCAUUUAGAGUUCCAACUAUUUUGGGGAAAUCAGAAAUGAGGAUGUACAUCUAAAUUUGAAAUUGUAGGUUGUAUAUGGUUGUUUACGAAAAAUGUGAUGCACUACAGGCUUAAUGCUAUGUUAUUUAGAGUUUCUUAAAUUAUAUUUGACAUUUUCUAUCUAAAAGGAAAUAAGAAUGAAACAAUACGGUUUACAAC